Molecule: messenger RNA, 808 nt
Organism: Cajanus cajan (pigeon pea)
Lineage: Eukaryota; Viridiplantae; Streptophyta; Magnoliopsida; Fabales; Fabaceae
Source: RefSeq, a predicted model, not a curated record
AGAGAAAAAUGAGUGAUAUUCCAUUACCUGGUCCACAUCAUUUAUCACUCAUACCAUCCUCUUCCAACUUCAAUUCUCCAUUAACAACAACAAAACUCUCACUUACCAAUUAUUUCACCUCUCAUACUUCACACCGUGCAUGGCGUCGCCCUGCGUCACGGACGCUGCCCGCGCGGCCGCCUGCAGGGACGGGGCGGCGGCGUCUCACCUCAAAACGAUCUCAAUCUUGGUCAUCUUCGUGACGAGCGUGGCGGGGAUGUCGUCGCCGGUGCUGCUGGCGGGAGUCUUCAGGGGAAAGGCGGUCUACGACAAGGCCUUGGUGGUCAUAAAGUGUUUCGCGGCGGGCGUCAUCCUCUCCACCUCGCUCGUCCACGUGCUCCCCGACGCGUACGCCGCACUCGCCGACUGCCACGUGGCGUCGCGCCAUCCCUGGAGGGACUUCCCCUUCGCCGGUCUGGUCACGCUCGUGGGGGCGCUCCUCGCUCUCCUCGUGGACCUCGCCGCCAGCUCGCACGUGGAGCACGCGCAGUACGCGCCCGUGGUGGCGCAGGAGAAGGAGGCGGCGGUGGAGCUCGGCGGCGGCGGCGGCGGCGAGGGGGAGAGGGGUGACGAGGUGGUGAAACUUAAGCAGAGGCUGGUCUCGCAGGUGCUUGAGAUUGGGAUUAUUUUUCACUCUGUCAUCAUUGGGGUGACUAUGGGGAUGUCUCAGAACGUUUGCACUAUUCGCCCUCUCGUCACUGCUUUGGCUUUUCAUCAGAUUUUCGAAGGCAUGGGUCUCGGUGGCUGCGUCGCUCAGGCAGGAUUUAGC